AUGUCUCGUAAAAAUCCGCUGGUAAAGCCGGGAUUUCAACAGAACUUCCAGCCGAACUUUCGACCGAAUCCUCAGCCGAACUUUCGACCGAAUCCUCAGUCGAACUUCCAACCACAAUUUGUGCCUGGCCCGCACUUUAUACCUCAGCAAUUCCUUCCCCAGCAAUUCAACCAGAAUUAUCGAACACCCAACCAAGGGAACAAUGUUGUUGGUCAACAACCAUUCAACCCUAACUACCCAACCAAUCCUCAAUAUCCCAAUGGGCGCUUCGUCUAUCCACCUCUUCAACCAGGUUUUCCGGUCGUGAAUAAUGGAAGGAAUCAGUGGUUUAUUCCACAAAAUGCCUUCCCAUACCUGGAAGGAUCUGGUCCAAUUCCACCUCAAGGAAUCUACGGGCCUACUCCCACCCCACGUUACACCGUUUCGCCCUCAAUUCCAUCGGUGAAUCCACAAAACUAUCAAGGGACGAUACCAAUGCAACCAUCGAUCAAUCCUGAUCAGUUAACAACUCCAAUUGCUUCACCUACAACGGACCAUGGUCAUACAACUCGAGGAUGGUACAAUCCUACCAGUACAGUCGGCCAUGGAUAUGUAGCAACCACUGCCUCUGCAAAUCAGGGCUCUACUAGCGACAUACCCGAUAUGCCGCAUAUUUCCGAGUCAGGAAUCAGUCCGUUCCAGAAAUCGUCCCCGGCUACGUCAUCAGCAGCUACAGCAACGCCUCUAGAAAACGGACCCACAAGAUCAUCCGUGGACGAAGAAUUGCUGAAAAAUUUCAGUCCAAAGGGUCCCGUUCCGCCACCAGCUUCGUCCUCUUCGGCGACAUCUUCUCAGCCUACACCUACACCCAGAUCUUCCGAGUCUUCUGAAUUAUCUGCGACGACACCGGAAUACAUUUAUGAGGUCUACGAUCAUACGGAGUUGUAUGUUGAGGAAGCCGGUACUGAGACUGCCAAGACAAUCAGACCAACGACCAUCAAAGAGGUCGAAACGACUCAUCUCCCCAUACCCGUGUCCACUCAGGGCUACCAGCCUCCCGGCCAUCUACCCGAGGACUUCUCCAAGCAUAUUGACGUCAGCUUUCUGAAGCCCAAUCGCACGACGUGUGUAGGACCAUUGUGUGGCAUCGACGUUGACAAG
Messenger RNA from Cooperia oncophora, 1140 nucleotides. NCBI's taxonomy places the organism in Eukaryota, Metazoa, Nematoda, Chromadorea, Rhabditida, Trichostrongylidae. The record is from the annotation of a GenBank genome assembly.